Molecule: messenger RNA, 1173 nt
Organism: Cutaneotrichosporon cavernicola
Lineage: Eukaryota; Fungi; Basidiomycota; Tremellomycetes; Trichosporonales; Trichosporonaceae
Exons: 1
Coding region: 1-1173 (390 amino acids)
Source: RefSeq, a predicted model, not a curated record
AUGUCCUCCUAUUACACCUACCCAAAGCCCAUGGUCACCAUCGACCACGAGCAUUUCCCUCGCAUUUUCGAACAGGUUGUCCGGAACACGCCUUUCGAAUUCCUCAAAACCCUCCGCGCCUGCAGUCGCUACUACUGCCACCAAGUCGACACCGAGCUCCUACGCCAUGUCAAGACGCAGCCGUACAUGUACCACCCCGGAAGACCUCAUUAUCCGUACAUGUACCACCCCGACAAACCUCGUUAUCCUUGGCUGCUCCUCGUUCCCGGGCUCGGGUUGCCUCUCUCCUGGUAUGAUAAUCGCGCUCGCCACGUUCAAGUCCUGGAUGCUAGCCGCACCAUCCUCGCGGCCGGACACGAUUUCGCGCACCAGGUUCUCGCCCCGCGCCUGCUGCGCUUUCAACUUUCGGGCCUCUUGGACCCCGCUCACUUCCGCCUCCAGGCGCCGACGGUCGUUGUCUUUAUCGCUCCCCAGGAACUCCCCAGUACCAUCCACUGCGGAGGGGAAGUCGUAACCUCUGACGACCCAUUAUUCCCCGACUCGCAGCGGUGGGCCUCCCACUUCCGGCCCGGCAACCGAAUCCCGCCCUGCAUCCUUGGUCUGCCCCAGGUCGACAUGGCCGCCACCGAGCGCCUCGUCUUCAACCUCCACGUCCACCCCGACCACCACAUGUUCGGACAGUGGGAAAUCGACUUUGCCACAUCUCACCGCCUACGCCCUUUACAGAUCUACGUCGUCGCGAGUCGCGACGACGCACCUCUCGGAUGGCAACACCAGAUGCCCCGCGGUACGCCCCUCUUCGAGGGCCGGAUUCUCAACCGCCUCCUCCUCUGCAUCGGGCGCAUGAUGGCGCGCAACCUCCCUCGAGUCCAAGUCGCGUUCAUCAACGCCAACAGCUGGGACCAUAACUGGCUCGCCACGUCUUUCGUUGACAAGUCCAGCUACUUUGAGAUCGACGAGGACGACCUCGACCUCGACGGCUCCGAAACUGCGACCAUGGAGGAACGCAUCCAGUACUGGCUCAACGAGGCGAUCGAGAACCAGUUCGAGCAGUACAUGGGCGCUCCGUUCAACGACGAUGCCGAUAACUAUACCCGUUUCCUCACGUUUGACGAGUUCCGCGCCGAGAUCCCGGACAACGACUUUGUCUUUGACAGGAUCAUGUGCCCGUAG